This is a messenger RNA of Dromaius novaehollandiae (emu), 3071 nucleotides long. It is a transcript of the gene FGD2, whose product is annotated as FYVE, RhoGEF and PH domain containing 2. Gene Ontology annotation, biological process: filopodium assembly; cytoskeleton organization. Lineage: Eukaryota; Metazoa; Chordata; Aves; Casuariiformes; Dromaiidae. Gene Ontology annotation, molecular function: guanyl-nucleotide exchange factor activity; metal ion binding. The transcript is spliced from 16 exons. Bases 581 to 2656 code for a protein of 691 amino acids. Gene Ontology annotation, cellular component: cytoplasm. The record is from RefSeq and is a predicted model, not a curated record.
GGGCAGGCGACAUGGCCACCAUGCGCCCCCAAGCCGCAGGGUCCGGCACGGGGAGGCCAUGGCGAGGCCUGGUUGCAGGAGGCCACUGUGUCGAAUGCAGGGCUGCGGCAGGGAGGGCAGCGGGCGCAGGCCGGGGGCGCUGGGCGACGCCUGUCCCCGUGGGGUCCCCCAUGGCCUCUUCGCUGUCCCGCAGACGGGCACCUGCUCGCACAGGUCUGCGGCCGUGCUUGUGCCGUCGUGCCAUCCCCGCUGCCGGUCUGGGGCACGCGGCGAGGUUGCCCAAACUGAACGAAUUCCCAGCUUUUUCCUCCGUGUUUCUCCUACUCGUGACCUGCUGUGCUUCCUCUUCCCUUUUCCUUUUGAGGUCAGCCCCGGCGUGAGCUCUCCCCGCAGAAGGAGGGACGGCAGAUUGUCCCUGUCGCGUGCGAGUCCUCGUGCCCAAACAGCAUUGCGGGGUCCCGGAAACACCUCCAAGCGGAGAGGGGCAGAGGGAGGCUCGGAGACGCGGCAGCGAGCUGUCAGCGUCGCCCUGCAGCUCUUGAAGGCCUCAGGUCCGCUCUGAGCAGGCAAAGCCCACGCGAUGGAGGCGGAUAACCGGAGGAGCGUGUUAAACCUGGUGGCUGUAUUUGAAGGCCAAAGCAGGGCCUGCAAAUUUCCCUGGAGCCCGUGUAGAGAUCGGCACGCUCCGCACAGCCAGGCCAGUCCUGCAACCAGCCAUCUCCGAGGGCUCCCAGGGUCCUUGUUGAGCCAGGACCAGAGGAUCUGCCAAAUGGCCAGCACACGCCAAGCGGAGCGAGACAGCGAGGAGGAGAAACAGCCUUCCUCGGCAGCAGGGCAGGAGGAACAGCAGGGUCAGCGGAGGCUCAGCUUCAAAUGCCUCCGCUCUUUCCAGCACAAGAUUGGCGAGGACAACUGGAGGAGGCAGCAGGACUCGGGCCUCAAGCCAGGCGGCAAGUUAAGCUCUGGAGGCAGCGCAAGCCAGGACCCAGAGGAAAAGAAGAUUGCUCUGGAGCUGCUGGAGACAGAACAGGCUUAUGUCAGCCGCCUCCACCUUCUCGACCAGGUGUUCUAUACAGAGCUGAUGAAGGAAGCCAAAAAUGGGAAGACAGUCCCAGAGGAGGUGGUGAAAAUGAUCUUCUCCAACCUCUCCUCCAUCUACCAAUUCCACGCCAAGUUCUUCCUGCCAGAGCUGCAGAAGCGCAUGGAGGAUUGGAGUUCCAAUCCGCGGAUUGGGGAUGUGAUCCAGAAGCUCGCCCCAUUCCUCAAGAUGUACGGCGAAUACGUGAAGAACUUUGACAAGGCCGUGGAGCUCAUCACUGUCUGGUCGGAGAAAUCACCGCCCUUCCAGGAGCUCAUUGCUGACAUCCAGAAGAGGAAGGUCUGCGCUAACCUAACGCUGCAGCACCACAUGCUGGAACCUGUGCAGAGAAUCCCGCGCUACGAACUGCUCCUGAAAGACUACGUCCGAAAACUGCCACCCGAGUCCCCAGACAGGGCUGACGCGGAGAAGGCCCUGGAAAUGAUUUUCAUGGUGGCCAAGCACUCAAAUGCAGCCAUCGCUGAGAUGGAACGGCUGCAGAACCUCUGGGAGGUCUAUCAGAGACUGGGCCUCGAGGACGACAUUGUGGAUCCCUCCAACGAGCUGAUCAAGGAAGGGCCGGUCCUAAAAAUCUCCUCCCGCAACAGCACAUCGGAAAAGUACCUGUUCCUGUUCAACAACAUGCUGCUGUACUGCGUGCCCAAGGUCAUCCAGAUGGGCGCCGAGUUCCAGGUCCACCUCCGCAUCAACGUGGACGGCAUAAAGGUGCGGGAGCUGAAUGACACGCAGUUUCCUCACACCUUUCUGGUCUCGGGCAAGCAGCGAACACUGGAGCUGCAGGCCAGGUCCAGGGAGGAGAUGGACUCCUGGAUCAAGGCCUUCCAGGACGCCAUCGAAAGGAAGGAGAAGAGUAGCGAGAGCUUCAAGACGGCUGUGCAUGGGCCAGAGACGGAGCCUCCUGCUUUGAAGACGGAGGAGCUGGGCCGUCGAGCCCCGCAGUGGGUGCGGGACAACUUGGUGACCAUGUGCAUGCGCUGCAAGGAGCCCUUCAACGCCAUCAUGCGCCGAAGGCACCACUGUCGGGCUUGUGGAUACGUGGUGUGCGCUCGCUGCUCCGACUACAAGGCCGAGCUGCAGUAUGACGGGAACCGCCUGAACCGCGUGUGCCAGGAGUGUUACGUCUUCCUGACGGGCCACGUAGUGCUGGAGGACCGGGAGGGGAAGCACAAAGGCAUCCUGGAGAAAGGAGCAGCGGAGGUGUCGGGCAGGAGUUUGCUCUGCGGUUCCCUGCAGCUGCUGGACAAGAACAGCAAGGGAGGCACGCGGGGCUGGUUCGUGAUCCCGCGGGAUGACCCCCUCGUGCUGUACAUCUACGCGGCCCCCCAGGACGUCCGCGCUCACACCUCCAUCCCGCUGCUGGGCUACCAGGUGCGGGACCUGCCCCAGGGCGACUCUCGCCACCUCUUCCAGCUGGCGCAGUCCCGGCAGGUCUACACCUUCCUGGCCGACACGGAGGAGCUGAAGUGGCGCUGGAUGAGGGCCAUGGCGCGCUCGGCGGCGGGGAUCACCCACCCCGAGGAGGACGAGGACACGGACUCCUUCGACGAAGCAGAAUGAGCCCCGCGGGCUGAACCUCCUCCCUGCUCUCCCUCGCUGGCUGGCUUUGGACGGAUCCCCUGAUCUCUCCAUGUUUCGGUUUUCCCUGUCGCAGAAGGGCCGAGGCAGAGGCGCGCUUGCUGCCGCGCGGAUGACCCGGCUCCCCCUUCCCCUCCCUCCUCAUGCUCCAUGAUGGGGAGCUGGACCUGGACGGAGACCGUGGAAGUACCUGAGCGGGGAGGUGGGGGGAGAGCCGGGGGAUUUGGGGCGCAGGACCCCCGAACCAGCCCGCCGUGCCAUGCCACCGGCUGCCGCCCGAGGGCAGCAACGCCUCAGCCUUCCUCCGAGCCGGGUGCCGGGUGGUGCAGGAUGCCCAGGGCCGUGAAAGCAUCUGGGGCCUGGGGGCCUCGGCAAUAAAUCCCACCUGCAACCUCUC